GUAAACACAAUACAUUCCACAUUAAUUUUCAGUUCACAAUAUUAAUAAUAAUAAUAAUGACUCAUUAAUCCCAAAAGUCUAAAUACAAUAGCAGUUGCUUAUUAUGUAUUGGCGUACUUGUCCAUCCACCCAUGUAUCAUAGAUGAUUACAACUGACCAAUCAAAUUCUUCUUUAAAAAGUGACGCAAAGUCUACAGCAUUUGAUUGGUGGAAUAUUGGCCUAAAGGUGAUACGACGAUUUGUCUGUACAUACAGACGUUUUAUUUUGAAUAUUUUGCAGUAUUAAUUAAAACACAGUUUUUGCCGUGUUUUACUGCACAGUUGAAACGCCAUCCACAAUUCUAUCUUGAGCUAAAAAAACAGGAGAAGAGUUAAUCAUAUCGGACAACAACAAAAUAAUGGAUAACUAUAGAACAGAGAUAAAUAUCCCUGUUUCAAGAGAUAGUCGUACGUUUGAACAACGUCGUAAAGAUAUGCUUAACAAUUUGGAACGAAGUUAUAGUAAACAUUCAAGAACAGAUAUUCAUAAGCAUUCGGGUACAGAGUCAUCAACAGUACCACUUUCAGAUCGUCAUCUUGAUGAUUGGGAUGAUGAAGUCAAUCGAUGGAUUAGUGAUACACGUAGUAAAUGGAGUGAAGAUAUGAAAAGAAUGCGACAAUCAAUGUUUGCUUUAGAGCCUGUUGAUGAUUUUGAUCUUGAUCAUUGGGGUAACUUUGAACCAAUUCAUUCAAUGGAUGAUCCAUCUACAAUGAUGGAACAAAUGGAACGUCGAAUGGAAUCAUUAAGACAAAAAAUGGGAACAAUGUCUAAUUUUGGUACGCCACAUUUUUCUGGUCCUAACAGUUCUACUAUGCAAACAUCAAGUUCUCGAGUUGUCUCAUCCACUUCACAUAGCACUGGUAGUGAUCCAAAAAAUAUGGUUACAAAGAGUAAUGUUGUUGAAUCGACACAACAUAAACGUAUUGUCGAUGGUGAAACAAUAACUAGUUCAAGUCAUUCUUCAUCUUCAUCGAAUACAGCAGGAGCUCCAACAGGAAUUAAAAAUAUUAAUAAUAAUAAUAGUGAUGCAUAUGCCAGAAACAUUACUUCACAAACAAGUGUACCUUCUGGUAUGAUGGAUUUUUUAAAGGAUGCCUAUGAAUUAGGAGAUGAUGGAAAAGUACAUUUCAAAGUACGAUUUGAUGCAAAAGAUUUUGCUCCAGAAGAUAUUGAAGUGACUACAGUUGACAAUCAUUUACGUGUUCAUGCUAAAAAAUCAAUUAAAUCAGGUAAUACAACAACUGUACGUGAAUUUCAUCGAUCUGUUGAUCUACCAAGAUCUAUUGAUCAUGAACACUUUCAAUGUCAUUUAACAGAGGAUGGUGUACUGAUAUUGGAUGCUCCAGUGAAAGCGCCUGACUAUAAAACAAUUACAUUUCAAGAUGAUCGUCAGCUAGGCAUUCGACCAAAGGCUGAAUCAGAGGUUAAAGCUACACUGAAUAGCAGUAGUAAGACACCUGUUUGUUUAACUGUUACUGGUCGUUCUGGACCAACAAUCAUGAAAGAUGGUAUUAAUGGCAGAAAAUUACAUCUUGAAGUGACUGUUGAUCCAGUAUACAAAGCAGAUGAAUUAUGCGUACGUAUGGACUCAAAUUGUAUUGUUAUCACAGGAUGUCAAAAGAAAACUGAAGGAUCAUCAACUUCAACAGCUGAAUUCACGCAGUCCUAUGAAAUUCCUGAAACGGUAGAUCCAUUCUCAGUUACUGCUCAAUUGAUUGGAACAACUUUAGUUGUUGAAGCUCCACUGCUGUGCACAGUUUAAAGAGGAGAAUGUGAAGUCAAAUCAAUCACUCUGCUAAACGCUAGCUAAUACAUCAUCAUAUAUGAAUGAGAUUAAUGCAAGUCUACAGGUUGUUUUCUUUGCUGUUCCUUGUUUCUUCGUGAACAUCAGUCAACUCUCACUAUAUAUUUGUGUGUGUGUGUGUGUACACCAUUGUAGUAUGCAUACAUAUGUGUAAUUUUGUUUUGUUUCCUUAUCGAUCGAUCUGUAGUGCUCUAACUGUUGUUAUUCAAUCGAAGCAUAAAACCCCAAUUUCUCUUUCGGCAAAUAUAUUCACCCCCUCUCUCUCCCACACACACACACACACACAAUUACUUGUCUUCUCCCUUGUUUUCAGUUGGUUAUUCAUUUGUUCAAGUGCUUUUCGUUUUCCUAAUGGAAUGAUGCAUGUUGCAUCUGCCGAACUUCUCUCUCUCUCUCUCUGUCUCCCGCCCUCAGUAUUCCUUUUUCUCCUUAUCUUUUCGUUUUGUUAAGGAAUGAAGACAAAAGUAUUUUCUAAUGAGAUGGAUAGAUGAUAGAUAGAUAGAUGAUGAGUACUGUAAUGCGUGACUUGUUCUAUCUGCGUUGAAGACACACGUAAGCACUCAAUCACCCACUCAUACACACACACACACACAUUUCGGUCUGAAUAAUCCAUUCUACUGUGAAAACAAAACAUGCAUGUGUGCCUGCGAUCCCUUUUUUCGGUCGUUUCAGUUUCCCAAGUUUUAUUAUCGUUAUUACUUACUUACUAUUGUUAUUAUUAUUAUUAUCAUCAUCAUCCUGGUUAUUGUCAUUAUUAUCUCUUGAAUUCUGUACACAUAGCUACUUUGAUUGCUUGUCAAUCACAAUGUAUUGGGUUGGUGUGUUAUUUGACGAGAAUGACCUGCUACUCCAUUGAUCGAUCGCCUUUAAUUUUCAUUCAGCAGUGCUUUAUCUCAUUAAUAAAAGUUUAAAGGAUGAAUUUUUUUGUGUUUAUUAUUUACUGGUUGUUGGUG
Trichobilharzia regenti is the source of this 2797-nucleotide messenger RNA. NCBI's taxonomy places the organism in Eukaryota, Metazoa, Platyhelminthes, Trematoda, Strigeidida, Schistosomatidae. The record is from the annotation of a GenBank genome assembly.